AUGGCGCCUAAAAGCAAAUCAGUUAUCCAUAACGUCGAUGAUCUCUCCGAUUCUCCUGGCCACGAAGAAUGGCAACUAUUGGAAGAAUCCGAAUCAUCCGAAUCAGAAAUCGAAGAUCAAGACGUUAUAUCUAAACACGAUUUAGCAACAGCACCUUUAAUGACGCGUGAGGCACAUUUGCUUACUGUACAGAAUGGAGGUGUCGCGCAGUAUGGUGUCCUCGGAAGGAUACUGUCCAUCCAGGAUAAGGAUAAAACCGAAAACAUCAAUGACCAGCGCUUGUACCUAAAUACGAACGCGCCUUUCUCUGCGAUUGUGUGUGGAGUGCAGGGAUCAGGAAAGUCGCACACAGUUUCGGCUAUUUUGGAGAACAUGAUGAUAUCCAACUUUCCCGCUAUUGGCUCGCUGGCCAAACCUUUAUCUGGUUUGGUACUACACUACGGAGAGGGUGGAGUUAACUCUCUCCCCAAUGAAACAGCUUGGCUUUCAUCUUCCAUUUCAUCCUUUGUCAAGGGUCCACCAGUUGUGGUUUAUGUGUCGCGCUCCUCCUUGCAGACCAUGCGAACAGUUUACCGACCUCUGGGAGCAAAGAUUUUAGUGGAACCUCUUGUAUUUGAAAACUCGGAACUGGAUUCUGCAGCCAUCCUCUCUAUGAUGGCUGUUGGCUCUGUGGACUCUGCGCCAUUAUAUAUGCAAAUCAUAUUGUCAAUCCUGCGCGACCUUGGGGAGAACUUUACCUUUUCAUCGUUCUUACAAAAUCUUGAAAUACAUAAACAAAAGUUUAACCCAGCACAGCUCACAGGUUUAGAGCAACGGUUGUCAUUGCUCUCUGCGUUUUUAGCGGAUCCAAAUUUGACCACGUUCUCUAAGAAAAAAGCGCCAAUGACAACUCCCAAAGUCAAACCGUCUCGAUUUCAACCAGGUCAACUUACAAUCAUUGACUUGUCAGACCCAUUCUUGGACACUGCGUCGGCUUGCGGCUUAUUUGAGAUUCUCGUCCGUCUUUUUGUCCGAGCUAAUGUGGGGACUGGCAAAGUUCUAGUUGUCGAUGAAGCUCAUAAAUAUUUAUCUUCAGAAAGGUCAUCUACAGGACUAACAAAAUCUCUCCUGGGUCUGAUUCGACAGCAAAGACAUCUCGCAAUGCGAGUUAUUAUAAGUACCCAAGAGCCGACUGUUGUCCCACCGGUGCUCUUGGACCUGUGUUCUGUGGCCAUCCUCCAUCGAUUUUCGUCUCCUACCUGGUGGCAUCACUUAAUCCAGCAUGUCCCCACCGACUUCUCACACAGUGAUGCUUUUGACAAAGUCGUUAAGUUACAAACUGGCCAUGCGAUUGUCCUGGCACCAUCUGGAAUUGGUUUGUUUGAUCUGUCAAAGGAUGCAUCGAGGAAAGGGAAGGAGAAAGUUCCUGAACAAUUCACUGAAGAUGGGAUUGGUGCAAAGGUGUUAGCAAGAUUUGGACGUCGUUACCUUAUCGUCAAAACCAGAAAAAGGGUAACCGCAGAUGGCGGUGCAUCCAUUCUGGUCGUUGGCAAGCCAUAA
Molecule: messenger RNA, 1539 nt
Organism: Psilocybe cubensis
Lineage: Eukaryota; Fungi; Basidiomycota; Agaricomycetes; Agaricales; Agrocybaceae
Exons: 9
Coding region: 1-1539 (512 amino acids)
Source: RefSeq, a predicted model, not a curated record